AUGUUGAGAAGAAUCGUCAACACUGGCACAAAACGCCUUUUUCGGGUCCCGCCUAGAAGCUCGGCCCUCUGUUUCUCGAGACGUUUGUCUGAUCAGACGAAAGAAGUCUACACCAAAAUCAACGACACCAAGGAUCCAGCUAGAAACCAGUUUUUUCAAUACACUUGGGGCUCUUGGAUGAAAAAUGAUAAGUUGGAACGUGCAAGAAGACAGACAAGAUUUUCCAUCGAAGGUCUUAGCAAGUUUGCCAAAGAUUUCAAACCUCAAGACGCUGCUUUGGGCAAACCUGAGCAUUUGACCAACGGGACUGUUGCAUUGAAGAACAACUGGACCAAAGAAAUUCUUGGAGAGACAGGUCAUGAUGUGAAGUCUAUUGCAAGCAUUCAUGAGGGAAAGCACCAUAGAAUCUAUAAAGUUACGUUGGCCAACGACAGGCAGUUGGUGUUGAGAAUUCCUUACCGCCUCGAAUCGGACUAUGCUAUUGAAAACAAAAUCAACAGCGAAGUAGCAACAUUGGAUUUUUUGGCGCUUAAGUUGAAGUUGAAUGUUCCCCGUGUCCUUGCUUACGGUCCUACACGUACAAAUAUAUUGCAAACUCCUUUUAUUUUGAUGGAAUAUAUUGAAGGCGAUUUGUUGAUGAAACAAUGGAAUCCAUUGGUUCCAGAUUCGGAAACAAGCGAAGAAGAGUUGAAAAAAGUCAUUGAUCCAAUCAUGGAAUUCCAGGACAAACUUUUGAGCGUGACAUUCAACCGAUUUGGUUCGCUAUACUUUUUCGAUGAUGUCAGUGCUGCCAACCAAAAAGUGGUCCCAUAUGAUGAAGAAGAUAACCUUUUGAAGGACAGAUGGAGAAUUGGACCAUCUACUGAACUGGUUUUCUCAAAGAACAAGAAACAAUUGGCCUCUCAAAAAAUUUCCCAGUUCAAUGGGCCUUGGGACAGUGUUGAGAAAAUGCUCAAGGACUUGGCUGAAGUGCAAGUAGAAAGUUUGAGAUUCAGAUUAGGCUUGGCCCAGGCAGACUCUUCUAACCAAGUUGAAGAUGUGGAUCAGUUGAAGAAACAAAUACAAACAUUUGAAAACUUCAAAAUUAUCAGCGAUAAAUUGUUAAACCCAUCCUCCCCAGCGAUCAAGAAUGUGGAAGAAUUAUUCAAACCACGGCUUUUUGUUCCAGACUUGGAUCCUUUGAAUGUGAUUGUCGAGCAGAAAAGUUCCAAGCCGUUCUUCAUUGAUUUUGAGCACACAGUCAUCAAACCAUUCAUCUUGGCUUCUUAUCCUGCUUUUGUUGCCUACCAGGGUACUAAAUUGUACAAUUUGGAAGAAGAAAUUCCUGGCUUCAAAGACAUGGAUGAUGUUGAAAAACAACAAUAUGAGUUCAUGUACUACAAGACUAGAAAUGAACGCUUAUGGGAGUUUGCUCUCAACAACAAGAGACACGAUCUUAUUGCUGUUGCUUCGCCUCAUAUCAAACUUUUGAAGGCUCCAUAUUUGCAAGUUGUGAACUGUAAGACAGAUAAGGACUUUAUGUUUAUUGAGAACGCAAUCAUCCAAUUGCAAGCUAUGUGGGAAGCAUAUGUUGCUAACCAAAUAUGUAACUCGACUACACCUGAAUUUCCUAUCGAGUACACUGCUGAAUAUUUGGAUGAGCAUCAAUCAGACUUGGAAAACUAUCAGUUGGAGGUUGCUUCUACUCCAUUUGCUGCCACAGGCGGAUGGGUUCCCCAAGACAUGUUCGAUGUAUUGAAAGAACAAAAUAUUUUGGUGGAAGAUGAAAACGGAAACUACAAAAUCGAAGCCGAUGCUGCUUUGAAGAAUCCUCCAAAGGAUCCAUAG
Messenger RNA from Clavispora lusitaniae ATCC 42720, 1827 nucleotides. RefSeq lists its product as uncharacterized. Gene Ontology annotation, cellular component: mitochondrion. The record is from RefSeq and is a predicted model, not a curated record. NCBI's taxonomy places the organism in Eukaryota, Fungi, Ascomycota, Pichiomycetes, Serinales, Metschnikowiaceae.